Pezoporus flaviventris is the source of this 3965-nucleotide messenger RNA. It is a transcript of the gene CEP70, whose product is annotated as centrosomal protein 70. Gene Ontology annotation, cellular component: centrosome. The record is from RefSeq and is a predicted model, not a curated record. Bases 128 to 1936 code for a protein of 602 amino acids. The transcript has 16 exons. Gene Ontology annotation, molecular function: gamma-tubulin binding. NCBI's taxonomy places the organism in Eukaryota, Metazoa, Chordata, Aves, Psittaciformes, Psittacidae. Gene Ontology annotation, biological process: regulation of microtubule cytoskeleton organization; cilium assembly.
GACCUGGCGAGGCUGCCGAUCCCGGUGACUAACCUCUUUGCUCUCCUGUAUCCCGGUGGCUGUCUGCAGGCGGUGGCGGUGGGCCCGGCCCUCUUUGCUGGCGAUCCGGGAGCGGACGGCCCUCGCCAUGAUAGAGCAGGAGAAGGCUGAAUGGGAAAACUUAAAUAAGCUAUUAAUGCGUCAUGGGUUGAAACCAGUGAGUCUUGCUGCCCCCCAAAGCUGCAGAAAUACAGCAGAUAUGAUUGUCUUAGACAGUCAGUCUUCUCUAGGAAUAAGACUUGCAUUAAAAACACUGGUGGAAAACACUGACCGACAGCAGAAAAUGAUGCAGGGGCUUAUGGAGACCAAUCAUUCUCUUAGAGACAAGAUCCGUCAGGAAAGCAGUCGGGCAUCUCGACAAGAACAACGGGCUAAUGAUUUGGAAAAUGUGGUGAAAAACAUUAAGUCCAAAAUUUGCCAGCUGGAAGAUGAGACAAUAGCUAAAGUUUGCCAGCAACAGAAUCAAGUCAGAGAACUUCAAAAAGAUCAGCAGGCUUCACAGGCAAAAUACCAGCAUCAGCAGGAGAAGCUGCAAGAACAGGAAGAGACAAUUGCCCGUUUGCAGAAGGAGCUGUGCAAAGUUGGCCUGGAGGAGCAGCGGCGUGUUGCCACUCAAAAUAAAAUGUUUUGUCGUUUUUGCAAAAGAGCUCCCAAGUCUCUUCUAGAUCAGCAGUUCCUUUGUCUAAUUGACUAUUAUGAAUCGCAAAUUAGUGAAAUAAAAAAGGAGCUGAGGCAGUAUAAAAGAGAUGAAGAUCAGGUACCGAAAGAAGUGAAAAGCAAGGAAGAAUUCUUAGAUCUAGAUGCUACUCCUAAUUACAGAGCACUGCUCACGCUUGUUGAUUAUGGAAUGAGUGAAAUAAGAGAAGUAACACAGCCUAUGUUGCAGUCUUUUCAGAAACAACUUAUUGAAACAAAAACCAGGAAUGAGCAGCUUUUGCUUGAAAAUAUAAAUCUCAAGAAAGAUUUGGAAACAAGACCAACUGCACAAGAAUUAAAACUUUACAAGCACCAAGUGAAGAAACUAGAGAAAACUUUAAAGAAAACUAUCAAAUCUUCGGAGAGUAGUACCGGAGAAAGAACAGAAGAAAAGAAAGAAUCUGAGAGUAUCGCAGGGGUGGAUAGGCUGCAGGCAGUUUGCCAACAGUACUUAAAGGUUUUGUCCCAUAUUGAUUCUAUCUUGCGAAGCCCAAGAGCUCCUCCGUUAAUAUACAGGCGCAGUAAAGGGCCAGUGCAAAAUUACAUUAAAGAGAAUGAACAGGAAUGUGGAUUUGAGCACCUUUCACCCACUAUAGAAAUGUGGGCAGAUCAGCUAAUGGCCCUGAAGGAUUUGCAUAGGUCCUUGAGAAAACUGUCUCUGGAAUUGGCACCCUGGCAUACUGAAGAUCUACAAGACAACAGGGAGUCCAUACGAGUUGAAGACCUCCAGUUCAUAGUAGAUGCCAUUUUGGAAGAAAUAGAAAAUAAGGAAAAGAACAGCCAGACACCAUCCGUACCAACCCUGUUAGCAAUAGUCUCUCACUUCCAGAAGUUGUUUGACGUGAAUUCUCUCAGUGGCAUUUAUCCACGAAUGCAUGAGGUUUACACAAAGCUUGGGGAAAUGACCAACGCCAUGAGAAAUCUCCAGGAGCUCCUGGAACUAGACAGCUCUGCUCCACCCACUGUGGUAGUGGAUACUGUUGGGAAACUGUGUGACAUAAUUAAUGAGGAUGUGACUGAGCCGGUACAGCAGCUUCUGGGGACCCAGGACGUCCACAGUAUAAUCAAUAAGUUAGAAGAACAUGAGUGCUUCUUUCCACCAUUUCAAGCUCUCAUUCAAGAUUUGCUCUGUCUUCUAGAGAUCUGUAAGCUGGAUGAUAUUUUACCUACAGUACGAAAGUUGAAGUUGGCAGCUAGUUAAGGGUUACUCUGGUCUUCUUUAGCAAGAUCAUCUUACCUGUGACAGAACACAAUGGUGCCUAUGACAUGACAGCUACCUCUAUCCUCUAUUACCCUAACCAAAAGACUUUUUACAUAAUUAAAAGCUGCUGCAUUUUUCUUAUUUUUCUUAAUAAUUUGUCAUUUUAAGAAAAACCCACUAUAACUCCAAUCAGCCAUCCUUGAAAGAGAACCGGUAUGCUCUGUAUCAGCCCAGGAAACUGAACCCAACCCAAGGCCAGAUGUGCUCUAACCGCUAAGAAUUUUGAAUGCUGCUGACACAGUAAGCAUGAGAUAAAGGUGCUCUAACUGCAUUAGCCAUAACAGUUCCAUCAAUGGCCUGUGUUGGUUUGCUGGACAGCCUAUUUUAAAAUGUUGUUUACAUUUUCAGAUCAGUUUGGGAUGUGAGCAGAUUUUUACUGUGUGAGUUAUGUAUUGAUGGUUAUGGAUGGAGGCAGACUAGAUUUGUGUAAUCUAAGCCAAAUGUAUUUGAAACUUGUUUGAGGUGGUGGUUUAUGGGCUUCUGCCUAGCACAGAUUUGAAGCUAUAUAUUUCAAAAGUCAGUUUUAGAAAGGCAUAGAUCAAGAUCAUUAUGCAAGACAGAAGUUUAUUGUACAGAAACAAUACACCAAGCUUCCAAAAAUAGUUUUGGUAUAAUUUGCUCUGCUGUUAAGAAAGCUUACUUUACAAAAUUCUGCUGUUCCUCAGGCAGAACACUUUACUAUCAAGGUUUACAAGAUUUUGAAAUGUACUGCAAUAAAGAACAAAAUACGUUAAGGCAUCACAAACUGAAACCUUAAUGACUUGGUGAACUGAUCUCCCUCCUCUUGGAAGCUCGUUAUAUACGUAUCUGCAGCCACAAUAUGCCAAGAUACUUUUGAACAGUGGAAUAGCAAUUACUUAGUUUCUCAAAAAACAGUUGCCAUUAGAGUCUGAAACAGGUUCUUCCAACGGCUUCUGUAGCCUUCAGAUGAAGAAUGCCGUUUAAAAUUUAUUCUGUGAGAAGUACAAGGCUUUCAUGUUAAAACAACAUGAAUAGGAUCCUGGGGAAACGAGACUGCCAAGCAAAGUAAUAACACUGAGCUGACACUCUGAAGGAUCUCCAGGCACAACACUUCCUUAAGAGGGUAUCCAUAUUUGAGGGUUCUCUGGGAGAGAGGUGCCAGAAAUAGCAAAAAUAAAGAACUCCUUAUUGAGGGGCAAUUUAUCCCAAUGUGGGGCGGUUUUGUUUGUUUGGUUUUUUUUUCUGAGUAGGAUCCUUAAAUUUACAUGUCCUGAGCUGAAGACUGCUUCAGAUUUGCAGUGACUGUUCAAAACACGUUAAUUACAGGAGAUAUGUACAUUCUUACAAAGUUGAAAAAUCAGUAACUUAUGUACAUGAGAAGAAAUCAUGUUUUCUUGCUCCUACUCCUUGUCAGCUCAUACCUGCAAGACAGACACAAGUAAUUACAGUUGUUGCAGACUUUCUUUAAUGUUUUAACUGGCACAGUAGGGAGAACUUGGGCUGCUUUAUGGCCUGUGCUCCACAGGCACCAUGGCAAAGGAGCUGCGGGGAUGGGGUCAGCCUUCACCAGGAACUUGGAAUGAGUCAUUUCCUCCUGCUCUGUAAUUGCCAUAUCCCUCUGUGAGGCACACAGGCAAGCAGGGCCAAGGGAACUUGGUUUUCCCAUCCUGUCUGCAUGGAUGGCAGGCUUCUGGACUACCCGUGCUUCAUUUCUUGGGCUCCAUUGAAGCAGAAAGAAGGAAGAACUACCACUGUUAACUACAGACAUAGAAGGGGGAAAAAAACCAAACCUUGGUUCUCAGUCUUUGCCUCAUUCCAAUGCUUAACUGAACCACAAUGAACACACAAGCAAAAUUGCAAGUGGCUUAUUAUAAUAGUUGCUGUAAAUGCUUUGUAAUUAAAGUUUUAUCAUAUAUAUAUAUAUUGCUGAUCAGACUAUUAAUUUAGUUAAGAUCUUUAUCCAAGUUAAAAUUUAUCACAAGGUUGCUUUAAUAAACAUAAUUCUUUU